AUGUCCUCUCCACCACUUCAUCGACCCUCCGUCGUCCGGACAUAUGGACUCAAGUCGUCCUCCUCCCGACCUAGCUCUUCCGCCUCUCUCUUCUCCGCUCCGACAAACCACCACUGGGGAUCAUCUUCCCCACCUUCAAGCUCUCUGAUAACUCCUCCCCCUUCUCCCUCUCAUCUCCCCCUUUCAUCAUCACCUCUUUUCGACGUCCCACCCUCCUCAGACGACCAGGAAAAUGUGCCUGAGCCAUCGUCCAGCCCUUGGACGUUCGCCCCUGUUCAUCAGAGAAAAGACAAUCAACAGCUUGUUUCAACCAAGGUGGUUUCUCAACCCACGUUGAAAUCAUUCUUCGCACCACUUCCUUCUUCUCCUUCUGUCCCAAAAUCCCUGAAACGACCCCGUCCUCUGGAAUCCCUUUCCGUCAACACCACAGCUCCUCCGAACUUGACGCAAUUGCAUUUGACCCAUCUACCGUUACUUCACACGUGUAAAGAAUGUCAAAUGUCAUAUGUACGAGGAGGCGAAGACGAUGCCGUUCAUGUGAAACAUCAUACACAAGUGGUGAGGGGCGUCAUCUGGGAUGCACCCAGUAAGACAAAAGGCAAAGAGACGAUGAGAUUGAAGGUGGUGGAGGAGGAAAUACAUUUUGGACAAAAAGGAUCAGGUAGGAUCAUCAUGCUUGAUGCCUCUUGUGGUGGUAAUAAAAUGGAAGAGAUACUGCGGAUGGUGGACACAGUCCUUAGUUCACCACCUCUUCCGACCGCUAUCUUGUCACAAUGUAAAGUCUUUCUGUUCUUGACAUCUUCCCCUCCCAGCAAUACGCAUAAACGAUCCAAACCGAAUGUGGGCCAGCAGGGGAGGUCACAGAAGGAAAGAGUGGUGGGAGUCGUAGUGGCUCAGAAGAUCAAAUGGGCUAUGAGGGUGUUACGGCCCGGUGAACAGUUAGGAGAGGACGUCAGAGUGGUGGAUAGUGGAGGAGGGGUCAUCUGCGACCCUACACCUUUACCUACCCCAUUAGGUAUCCAUCGAUUAUAUACCAUCCCCUCGUAUCGAUCUCUUGGUACCGCUCGACAUCUGCUAGACUGUGCAGCGAGACAUACAGUUUAUGGCUGCACGUUCGAUCCUACCAAAGGAGAGGCGGCUUUCUCACAACCUACCGAGAGCGGACGACGGGCUAUGGAACGUUGGAGUGAAGGGAAUGCUAGGGUCUUUGUGGACGAUGAGAGUCAAUUAUGA
Tremella mesenterica DSM 1558 is the source of this 1233-nucleotide messenger RNA. RefSeq lists its product as uncharacterized. Lineage: Eukaryota; Fungi; Basidiomycota; Tremellomycetes; Tremellales; Tremellaceae. The record is from RefSeq and is a predicted model, not a curated record. Bases 1 to 1233 code for a protein of 410 amino acids. The transcript has 4 exons. Gene Ontology annotation, biological process: mitotic sister chromatid cohesion. Gene Ontology annotation, molecular function: protein-lysine-acetyltransferase activity. Gene Ontology annotation, cellular component: chromatin; nucleus.